Mercenaria mercenaria is the source of this 1389-nucleotide messenger RNA. RefSeq names its product betaine--homocysteine S-methyltransferase 1-like. The transcript has 7 exons. Gene Ontology annotation, molecular function: zinc ion binding; methyltransferase activity. The record is from RefSeq and is a predicted model, not a curated record. Lineage: Eukaryota; Metazoa; Mollusca; Bivalvia; Venerida; Veneridae. The coding region runs from base 127 to 1182 and encodes 351 amino acids.
CUGGAAGUUAAGUUAACCUACGAGAUAAUAUACAAAAGCACGCACCUUCGUUUCAUUUAAUCUAUAUAUACAUUGUAGUUAUUUGUAUAUCAACUGUUGUAUCGGGUUAACCUUUAUCUACAAAAAAUGACAGAAAAAGGCUUACUUCAGAGAUUAGAAAAUGGUGGUAAUGUGGUUGUUGCAGAGGGAUAUAUUUUCGAAUUCGAGCGAAAAGGCUAUCUACAGGCAGGAUCUUUUGUUCCAGAAGUGACCUUAGAACAUCCAGAACUUGUCAGACUUAUGUAUGAAGAAUUUGUUCAUGCUGGCAGCGACGUUGCACUAGCGUUCACGUAUUACGCACACCGAGAAAAGCUACGGCUAGUUGGGAGAGAGAACGAUUUGGAGAAAAUAAAUAGCAAGGCACUAAAAAUGGCACGUGAAGUUGCAGACGAACAUGGCUGCUUGAUGGCGGGAAACAUCUGUAACACUUCCGUAUACCUACCAAAUGACGAAGAAACAUAUAAAAUUACAGAAGCAAUGUUUAAGGAACAGAUUGAGCUUGCGGUUAAAUACAGGGCGGACUACAUAGUGGCAGAGACAUUUGCUCACCAUGGCGAGGCAAUGUUGGCUUUAGAGUGUAUCAAGAAAUACGGAAAAGGGUUACCAGCAGUAGUAACGCUAUUCGCAGCGACAGGAGACACGUUCGUUGAGGGGGUCAAUGUCGCAGAAGGUUGUAAACUGUUGGAGGACGCUGGUGCGGCUGUUGUUGGCCUAAAUUGUAGUAGGGGACCAGAAACAAUGAUUCCCCUUCUUAAAGAAAUUAGGCAAAUGUGUAAAGGUCCUAUAGCUGCAUUACCAGUGACCUAUAGGACAACACAGGAGGAGCCAACUUUCACCGCAUUAACUAUACCGGGAACCAAAAAGAGAGCAUUUCCGCUUGACUUGUGCGCAUGUCUUCGCAGUCGUCAACAGAUAGCGGAGUUUGCCGAGCAAUGUAAAGAAAUUGGUGUGCAGUACAUUGGCUUAUGUUGCGGAAACUCCGCAAACAUGACCCGAAUUGUUGCAGAGAAGUAUGGACGUAACCCACCUGCUAGCAAAUACGCACCAGCUAUGGAAAAGCACUUCAUCUUCGGCGAUAAAUCCAAGUUUAAAAGCGGUUUCACAGAAGAUUUGAGAACACAUAUUGGAGGACAGUUUGAUUAAAUAUAUUUAUUCCCGUGUUGGCAAUUUUCAGACAGGGAGUUAUUAUAAAGUAUAGUACUUAUCGAUAUUUCCUAUUAUCCAAGUUCAUAUUAUAUUUGCAAACGAAUCACUUUGCCUUUCAACAAAUGUAAUAAAUAUUAGUCGCCUGUGGAUACUGACUGCACAGUUUCUUUCAACUUAGCUGAAUAAUAAACUCCCGAAUAUUUC